ACUGGCACCAUCCUCGAAAAUUUCCCGAACCCUCAAAACACAGACACAGUCAGAGCACCAUCCAUGGCGACCCAAAGCAGCUCCACUCGCCCAGAACCCAAAAAGACCAAGCAGACCUCUCAUAGACCAAGCAGACCUCUCAUAGCCCCCUCUCGACGGAAGAUUCUCACCCACUGCCGAAUCUCCCCCGGGAAAUCAUCGUCGAAGUACUGUGGAGACUCCCCGUCAAGUCUCUACUUCGAUUCACGUGUGUUUCCAGAUCAUGGCGUUCUUUGAUUUCUCAACCCAAAUUCGCAAGAACUCCUUUUGUAUUACUUAUAAAAUACCAUUUUUUUUUAUUAUUAUAUAAAAAUAACAUUUCAUUCAAUUAUUUAUUUUUACAAUUUCUUUAUUUUCAUAACAAUAUUUAAAGGGAAAUAAUUUUUUUAUUCUCUUUUUUUUUAAACAUUAUUUUUCUUCGAUUUAUUUUUACAUCAAAAAUACACUUCCAAAAGAAUAGUCGUUAAAAAAAAAAAAUGGCAAAAUCAACCGCUUAUCUUAAUUCGUGCAAAGCACGCGGAAUUACACUAUUAGUCAAACAAAAUACUCGAAACACAGACAAAGUCAGAGCACCAUCUAUGGCGACCGGAAGCAGCUCCGCUUGCCGACAACUCAAGAAGACCAAGCAGACCUCUCGUAGCCCCCUCUCGACGGAAGAUUCUCUCCUAAUUCCGCAUCUCCCGCAGGAAAUCAUCAUCGAGGUUCUGUCGAGACUCCCCGUCAAGUCUCUGCUGCGAUUCAGGUGUGUUUCCAAAUCAUGGCGUUCUCUGAUUUCUCAACCCGAAUUCGCAAAAACCCAUCUCAGAUUAGCAUCUACAAACACCGAUUAUACCCUCCAUAGACUCCUCCUGUGUUCCUCUCUUGAUUUUAAGUCAUGCUCUCUUUACUCUAUUUUGAAUGAGAAAUCUGAUACUGCUGUUGAGCUUGAUUGCCCUUUGAAAGGGGCUUAUUCCACAACAUGGAUUGUUGGUUGCUGUUAUGGUUUGGUGUGCGUCGCAGCUGGAAACGAAGUAUCUAUAUGGAACCCGUCUACUAGAAAAUCCAAGAGAUUGCCUAAUGUUAGAAUGGCAAACCUCUACAGAGGGGCGUAUGGGUUUGGUUAUGAUGAGUCCAGUGAUGAUUACAAGGUGGUUGGAGUCUUUCAUGAUGUGGGUAAUAGUGAUUUUGAGGCUGAAGUGAAGGUGUAUUCAUUAAAGACUAAUUCGUGGAGGAGGAUUGGAGGCUUUCCUGACCGUCUUCCUCUUACUCCUCAUGGUUCAGGGACAUGUGUGAGUGGGGCGCUCCAUUGGUUUUCGACUGGCGAUUGCGGGAAAAAUAUUGUUUCUCUUGAUUUGGUGAAGGAAACGUAUGGAGAGGUUUCGGAACCUGAUUAUCGAGAUGGUAUUUUGCAUCAGGUUUGGUUGGAUGCUUUAAAUGGAUGCCUCUGUGUACUCGGUAUGUACAGAGAUUUUGUUGAUGUAUGGGUGAUGAAGGAAUAUGGAACUAGAGAGUCUUGGACCAAGUUUGUGGUCAUACCUUAUGUUUCACAUCCAUGUGAUAAUCUUAGUCGUCCGCUAUUGUGGACUUUGAAGAAUGGUGAAGUCGUAAUGCGUACAUACACGCAUUUAGUUCGGUACAAUCCCAAAGAUGGUACAUUUAAUUACCCUGUGUUUUGGUAUAUUGUGUAUUCGUAUGUUGAGAGCCUCUUCUCGCUUGACAUUGAUGCUGAGAGUGGGAUUCAAUGGCAACAGCCGCAACGUCAAUGCUAAAGGAAAUGAAGGAACUGAGAAUAAGAUGUGUGAUUCCCGGAAUUGAGAUGUGUGAGUACAACUUUGGCAUGUAAUGAGAGCUAUCUAUUUGCUUCGUAAUAGUAAUGUGACAUGGACCUAAUCUAGUACUUGCACAACUCUGGAGGGUACCUACAGUCUGGGAUGGCUCUUUUGGGAACUGAGUUGUAUAAUUAUGGCUUCUCUUCAAAAAUAUAUAUUUUUGGCAUGUUCA
Rhododendron vialii is the source of this 2019-nucleotide messenger RNA. Its product is annotated as F-box/kelch-repeat protein At3g23880-like. NCBI's taxonomy places the organism in Eukaryota, Viridiplantae, Streptophyta, Magnoliopsida, Ericales, Ericaceae. The transcript is spliced from 2 exons. The record is from RefSeq and is a predicted model, not a curated record. The coding region runs from base 516 to 1787 and encodes 423 amino acids. Gene Ontology annotation, molecular function: protein binding.